CGCCGCUUCUGCUGCUACUGCUGCUUCUCCCGCCGAACGCUGAGGUGAAGGCGGCGGCGGCGGCGGCGGCGGCGAAAGCGGCGCCUCUAGCCGCGCCUUAAGGGAGCUCCAAAGUGGUGUACGUGGUUCUUUCUGCCCACCUCCCUAUUCUAUCUGCACAGCAACCUUGUGACGUAGGUCAGACUGAGAGGCAGUGACUGGUCCCCAAGGUCGCAGCCAGUAAGCUUCAUAGCUGAGUGGAGAAUUUGAUGCUCUGAAGUUGCCCCAGCCCUCUUGGAGACACCCUCCUUUGAAUUGGCUUGCACUUUCAUCCCGUGAAGUGCCCAGAUCCUGGCUUGCUUCAUAGCCAUGGCAACAGAAGAGAAGAAGCCAGAUUCAGAAUCAACCAAAACACAAUCAACACCCUCCUCUUCAACCAAUCAGAGCAAGCCUGCCCCUGUAAAACCAAACUAUGCCCUGAAGUUCACGCUGGCAGGACACACAAAAGCUGUCUCAUCAGUGAAAUUCAGUCCCAAUGGGGAGUGGCUGGCCAGUUCUUCGGCUGAUAAGCUUAUAAAAAUCUGGGGUGCCUAUGACGGCAAAUUUGAGAAAACCAUAUCUGGCCACAAGCUGGGAAUCUCUGAUGUCGCUUGGUCAUCUGAUUCAAACCUUCUUGUAUCUGCUUCAGAUGACAAAACACUCAAAAUUUGGGACGUGAGCUCGGGGAAAUGCUUGAAAACCCUGAAGGGGCACAGCAACUAUGUCUUCUGCUGCAAUUUCAACCCACAGUCCAACCUCAUUGUCUCAGGAUCGUUUGAUGAGAGUGUGAGGAUAUGGGACGUCAAAACCGGGAAGUGCCUAAAAACCCUGCCAGCCCAUUCUGAUCCGGUUUCAGCGGUGCAUUUUAACCGUGAUGGCUCCCUGAUAGUGUCCAGCAGCUAUGAUGGCCUCUGCCGAAUCUGGGAUACAGCAUCAGGACAGUGUUUGAAAACACUGAUUGAUGAUGACAAUCCCCCUGUGUCUUUUGUGAAGUUCUCUCCCAAUGGCAAAUAUAUUCUAGCAGCAACGUUGGACAACACUCUUAAGCUUUGGGACUACAGCAAAGGAAAGUGCCUAAAGACCUACACAGGCCACAAGAACGAGAAGUACUGCAUCUUUGCCAACUUCUCCGUUACUGGUGGAAAGUGGAUCGUGUCUGGUUCAGAGGACAACCUGGUUUACAUUUGGAACCUCCAAACGAAAGAGAUUGUACAGAAGCUGCAAGGGCAUACAGAUGUUGUGAUCUCUACAGCUUGCCAUCCAACGGAGAACAUCAUUGCCUCAGCAGCUCUAGAAAACGACAAAACAAUUAAACUUUGGAAGAGUGACUGUUAAAAUGCUUUCAGCAUCACUUCACAGACUGCUGGGGGGUGCCUGGAAAACAUGGGGGUAUUUUGUGUUUGUGUUUUUUGAAGACCCAUUUGCCAGGAAACAAAGCAACCUUUGAGAAGAUGAUGUCUCCUAGUCUUUGCCCAAAGAACUUCUCUCUUUGGCUUGUCUCCAAACUGGGCAAAUAUAGAUUUUUUGUGGGGGGGAAAUAAUAAAAAGGUUCUGUUUUCUUUGAUGAAUUGGCGGCUUUUCCUACUGGGCUUUUCCUACUGGGAAGCCAUUAGCUGUUCACUCCUUGGAGAAUAAGAUGGCAUCCUCAUUCCUUGGGGGAAACUGUCUCCUAACAGCAACCACCGCCAAGUCAUAAACUUAGAAAGAAUCUGGAUAUGUUAACAUUUUUAAAGAAAAAGAAAAAAGAUCCAGGCAGGUAGGCCCUAGUACAUAAAACUUUAAAUAGAAGAGCCAUGGUGGCUCAUUACUAAAGGCAAUUUUUUUUAACGUGACCAAACAAGUGUUCUUUUGCCUUGCACCUCUUCUCAUUUCCCACCCAUCCAAGUUUCCAGAACCUGUGAUUAAAUCACCCUUUCUUUGUCCUGUGUAAUGCACCCUGUUCAUCAUGCUCUCCGAUAGAUGCUACUUGACAGUAAAAGUCUAUUCACGCUUUUCACCCCACCCCCAUCCCAAAUUAUCUGUUCAACCUCUGUCCUCCAAAGUCCUUGCUUGUGGCUUUUUGUUUGUUUUUUCUUAAAAAAAAUAUUCUGGCAAAUUCCACAAAAUCUGUACAGUUAUUUCAGUGUAAAAAACAAAACACAAAACACUUUUUUAUCUUGGAAACCUCAUUGUAUGAGCUUGUAUUUGCUAAUGGUAUGGCUUUAUUCUACCUUCCCCUUCCACAUUGGUAUAUUCCUUUUCUACCCUUUCUUCCCUCUCUGCGCUUAUCAAUAUUUUACACAUCAAACCUGGUUACCAUAUGCACAAUAAAAAGGUGGGAUUUUUUGUGAA
Lacerta agilis (Sand lizard) is the source of this 2349-nucleotide messenger RNA. RefSeq names its product WD repeat domain 5 (gene WDR5). Gene Ontology annotation, cellular component: Set1C/COMPASS complex. Gene Ontology annotation, molecular function: histone binding. The record is from RefSeq and is a predicted model, not a curated record. The coding region runs from base 349 to 1353 and encodes 334 amino acids. NCBI's taxonomy places the organism in Eukaryota, Metazoa, Chordata, Lepidosauria, Squamata, Lacertidae. The transcript is spliced from 15 exons.